This is a messenger RNA of Limanda limanda (common dab), 240 nucleotides long. RefSeq names its product short coiled-coil protein B-like. The record is from RefSeq and is a predicted model, not a curated record. The transcript has 3 exons. Bases 1 to 240 code for a protein of 79 amino acids. NCBI's taxonomy places the organism in Eukaryota, Metazoa, Chordata, Actinopteri, Pleuronectiformes, Pleuronectidae. Gene Ontology annotation, cellular component: trans-Golgi network.
AUGACAAACUCUACAGGUGACCUAUGUGACCAGGCUGAGCUGGAAGAGAAGACGAGGCUCAUCAACCAGGUUUUGGAGCUUCAGCACACUUUAGAAGACCUGUCUUCCCAGGUGGAUGCUGUCAAAGAGGAAAACCUGAAGCUAAGGUCGGAGAACCAGGUUCCGGGUCAGUAUAUUGAGAACCUUAUUUCUGCCUCCAGUGUCUUCCAGACCAGUGAGAUCAAGAGCAAACAAAAGUAA